AUGUCCGACAUCUCCAACGAGAAGAUGGCGGCCACCGAGAAGACGACCGGGACAGACUCGCCGCCGCCCGAGAUCCAUGGCGAAGACGUCCACCACCAAGAGGGCCCGGCGUGGAUGUACCGCAAACUGAAGCUGGGACCCGUCACGUUGCCCAACUACGCGUCGCCGCCGUUCCAAAUCGUCUUCGUCGCGCUCGUGUGCUUCCUGUGCCCGGGCAUGUUCAACGCCGUCAACGGCCUGGGCGCGGCCGGCCAAGUCGGCGCACACGACAUCAACAACGCCAACACGGCCGUCUACUCGACCUUCUCCAUCGUGGGCUUCUUCGCCGGCAGCAUCGCCAACCGGAUCGGUCUGCGCCUGACGUUGGGCCUCGGCGGAUUCGGGUAUGCGCUGUACAUCGCCUCGAUCCUGUCGUACAACCACAACCAGAACGCCGGCUUCUUGAUCUUCGCGGGCUCGCUGCUCGGCGUGUGCGCGGGCCUGCUGUGGACCGCCCAGGGCGCCGUCAUGAUGGCCUACCCGCCCGAGGGCUCCAAGGGCAAGUACAUCGCGGCCUUUUGGGGCAUCUUCAACCUCGGGGCCGUCAUCGGCGCGCUGAUCCCGCUGGGCCAGAACCUGCACUCGACCACGGACAAGGUGCAGGACGGCACGUACAUUGCCUUUAUCGUGCUCAUGGCCGUGGGCUUCGUGCUGGCCGGCUUCCUGUGCAACCCGCACUUUGUGCGCCGCAGCGACGGCUCGCGCGUCAUCAUGAUGAAGAACCCGACGUGGAAGUCGGAGAUCAAGGGCAUGUUCCAGGUGCUGUUCACCGACUGGUACAUCGUGCUGAUGUUCCCCAUGUUCUUCGCCUCCAACUGGUUCUACACCUACCACUUCCAGGACGUCAACCUGCCCAUGUUCAACAUCCGCACCCGCGCCCUCAACAACGUGCUGUACUACCUGGCCCAGAUCAUCGGCGCCUGGAUCUUCGGCUUCCUCCUCGACACCACCUACCUGCGCCGCACCACCCGCGCCAAGGUCGUCAUGGUCGCACUUUUCGUCCUCACCUUUGUCAUCUGGGGCGGCGGCUACGACUUCCAGAAGGGAUACACCCGCGAGAGCACGCUGGGAGACGACAACUUUGUGCCCAAGGAUUUCACCGAUCCAGGCUACGUCGGCCCGAUGUUCCUGUACAUGUUCUACGGAGCUUACGACUCUGUGUGGCAGACGACGAGUUAUUGGCUAAUGGGCGCCCUCACCAACAACGGCCGUAAACUCGCCUGCUUCACGGGCUUCUACAAAGGCAUCCAAUCCGCCGGCGGGGCCAUCUCGCCGCAACUCGACGCCAACCUCGUGUCCUUCAUGGCCCAGUUCGCCACAAACUGGGGCCUGCUCGCGGGCUCGCUCGUCAUCGCCUCGCCCGUCAUCUGGCUCAAGGUCAAAGACACGACCGACAUUGACGAGGACUUGAAGUUCACCGACGAGACGAGGGCCGACGUGCUCCCUCCCACGCCUGCGGGUGCUGUCCCUGCCGCCGAGGUCGGCAUGGCGGAGCGGACGGAGAAGUUGUGA
This is a messenger RNA of Cladophialophora carrionii CBS 160.54, 1551 nucleotides long. RefSeq lists its product as uncharacterized. Gene Ontology annotation, molecular function: transmembrane transporter activity. Gene Ontology annotation, biological process: transmembrane transport. The transcript has 2 exons. The coding region runs from base 1 to 1551 and encodes 516 amino acids. NCBI's taxonomy places the organism in Eukaryota, Fungi, Ascomycota, Eurotiomycetes, Chaetothyriales, Herpotrichiellaceae. The record is from RefSeq and is a predicted model, not a curated record.